Acanthaster planci (crown-of-thorns starfish) is the source of this 4526-nucleotide messenger RNA. RefSeq lists its product as uncharacterized. Lineage: Eukaryota; Metazoa; Echinodermata; Asteroidea; Valvatida; Acanthasteridae. The record is from RefSeq and is a predicted model, not a curated record.
AAACGAACUGGUCGGCAUUUAUUACGAGAGGACGCAAAUUAACGCACGCAAUCAAUACAAUUCUCGCGAUAAUUAUUUUCAAUAAUCAUGACAAUUUUUACCCCAGUAACAGGUAAUGCCAAUUUCAUUCUGUAAAGAAAUGUUUAAAACAGCAACCCGAUAGUCAUAUUGUACUAACUCUUAACUGUAUGUAAAGUGUCGCUAAAUCCAUUCAGCGUAUGGACUAAUUCGGCGACCAGAAAUAGAAGCCACUUCUGUGGUGGCAUCACGCUCGUGGACAGGUGCGCGCCACAAGUUUAUGCCCGCCCACACGCGAGUUGCUUCACCCUUGCUCCUCUUAUACAGCCUGAUUCGAACACUUAUACGAUGACAAACUUUCUAGGCAAAGAAUCAAUUCUAAGUAUACUUUUGGUAACGUACAGUUUUUAAUGACACAGAAAGGAUCAUUCAAAGGCAGCAUUCUUAUGCACAGGUAUUAUCAAGGCUGUACUCUUCACGAUAAUGGGCGUCGAUUGCCCGUGGGAACGUGGAUCGGGAAGGACAUGAUGGAAACCCUAUUCAACAAGUGAGGGUGGGGUGCACGUUCCCAUCCCUUUACGAUAACCGUGUCAGCAACACGACCCAAUAACAAUACAAAAAUUCCGCACUGUGGAGCAAUUAAUGCUUUGCAAGCUGCAAAAGGAAACUGCUAUUGUGGGCGUUCAAAGGAUUUCCCUUUCCCGCCUGGUUCUGAAGGUAAGCGAACCUGUUCCCUUAAUUAUGCAUGUCUUCUACAGUCAGUCUGUAUUAAUCUCUUCGAACUGAUGGUAUAGUUCCCAUUUUUAUGGGCCACAAUUACCUGUUACACUAUAAACAAAUCUGAUUGAAUCAAAUAUAGGUCUACAAUAUUAAAUCAAGGCAUAUACCAUAACUGUGUGUGAUAUGCAUGACAGUUGUCUAGUUUUUGGCUUUGAAACGUCUGAAAUAUUGUCAACGUUAUAUGAACCCGAGACAAUUAUACCCAAUAAGUGAUGCAAAUAAUCAACACAUGCGCUUCCCGGCGUUUACCGGUAGAUUCAUGGCCGGUCGAUGAUGUGUAAGUUGCUGAAACUGUUUCUGAUGUCCUGUACCCUGAGCAGUCGAUAAACAAUGCCCUUUGACGUUAAUGCAUUUAAACCUUGCAACUGGAAAUGUUACAGGAAGGAACAGGGUUAUUCGUUUCAUCAGGUCGUUAGACAUCAUUUCCGGGUUUGGGUGGCAGUGGCUUGUAGAGGGAUUUAGUCUAAUUCUGCUAUUGUUCAUGGCAUUUAUUUUUUAACAACACUCACGCAAUCUGCCCCACUACUCCGUGUAACGAUGACUCGACUUAUCUGUAAAGGAAGUGCAAAGACGGUAAAGUCCACAAACCUAACAAACAUGACAAGGUGAUCUGGAGUCAGUUAUAUCAUAUCUGAAUCUGACCGAAGUGGAAUCAUUCUCUCAAAAUUCUUGAGGAUUACGUGCCGUUUGAAAGCUAUAGGAACAAGCCUAACGCUGCCCUAGACAAAAUUCUGCGGGUUACCAGCAUUGGGAUUGUGCAAAAGAACCCCGAAUGAAGUCCGUGCGUACAAGGCUGGUCGGUUCCGAGUGUGGACGCCGGAGCUUAUAUGACUGUUCGACUUCGUGAUAAACGAUGGCGGGACUUCCUAAACUCCGAACCCGCGGGGUGCUUCUCGUGCUGUUUCUUGCGGGAGAAUUUUUUUCGACAUCUGAAGCCGGCCAUGUUUUGUCACCUCACCUGUCGGAGAACAUGAGAAGAUUUCUUUGUAACAGAAGAUGUAACGGCUCAUGUCAACCGUGUAGAAUUCCACGAUCAACGAGAUGUAUGUUGUGUCGGCAGAUCUGUUGCUCCACCGAGCCUGGUGAAGAUGCCGCAGAUGGCCAAUGCUACCGAGAUACUUGCGAUGCACACAAUUUUCCAUGUGAACAAGAGCGUGCGAGAUCUGUCAUUUCGAAGACGCCAACGUCACAGAGUGCGAGUCCGAGGAUGGUGACGACAUCUGUUUGUACGACAGCUCCCAGUCAAACAGAAUCUACUGCGUCUGCAAGGGUAUCCCUGACGCUGUUCCAGGAAAAAAUUGCACCGAACAGCGACAAGAACAGGCGACGACAAAGGGCUCCACAACGCAGUGGGAAUAACAACAGCGGUGAAAGAAGGCGUAAAGAUGGAGAAAGAAUACAUUCGGAACAACAACCUACGGGACCAUCGACUGCAUCCAACAUUGGGCGGUCGGCAGCUACUGACACGUCUAAUCCAAUAUACGAAGUGUCCCUUCCCAUGGACCAAACUCAAGAUAAGAACAGCAAGUAUUUGGAGACAGAGUCAAGGACUUCACCGAAUACGUCUAACAUUAAGCAGCCGGCAACCAAUGACACAUCUAAUCCCAUAUAUGGUGUACCCCUUCCCAUGGACGAAAUUCAAGAUGGUAGCAGUAGACAUUUGGAGAAACGGCCAAAAGCUUCACCGAGUGAGUCCAACAUUGAGCAGUCGGCAACGAAUGACACACUUAAUCCCAUAUAUGGCGUGCCCUUUCCCAUGGACCAAAUUCAAGGGAUGACGUUUCCUAGCUUAUCUGGCGAUGGUGGCACCCCCUGUCGGUCGUGCGGUGACUCGGCCAAUGACGUAAUGCUGUCGCCUCCACCACCAGAAGUCGAAGGGAAGGAGGCUCGUGGCGGCCAUCAGUAUUUUGUUUUGGAACAGGAAAGCCCACCGAGUAGACAACCGCGUCAAAAUACGGAGGCCCCACAUGGAAAAGAGACUAUUGCGCUUGAAGGGUUCGCCCCAAGGGACGGACAUGGCACCAAAAAGGCAGGAGAGGAUCCUGAAACUACGAGGGACGACAUGCAGUCACGUGGGCUACAAGGUAACCAGUCAGAUGCACAUAGCCUUCCAAAAGGGCCCUACUAUUUCACACUGGAACCACCAUUUGGUAACCAAGACGACGAGACUUCGGAGACAACCUCGCAAGGAGAAAGCAGCGACACCGAGGGGUACAAUCACGUCAAACGUCAACGCGCGCACGAGGCACAGAGCCCCAAUUACUCUCAUUUAACCCCACAGUCCGAAUACGAUCACAUCAACCGAUUUGGACACAUGCACUCCACAUAUGGUGAUAUGAGCCAAUUUCACGGCUACAGCAUGUACAGCCACUUGAAAUCUCACGACGAGAAAUAACGUGCGGAUGACUAAUUAUUAAUUUGAAUACCGUUGUGAAUUCGAUGCGUUUUGACAACUGCGUGGAAAUGGUGACAAUAACUGAAGCUGCAGCCGCAAUGCGUACACGGCCUGAGAGAAUGGCAGGAAAAAAACUCCCAGUUGCGGAUUUUUUUAUCAUAUCACGAGUGACCAUUCUUGAUAACCAUUUUGCUAUUUGCAAGCACUCCAAGGCCAUAACUCGAAUUGGUAAUUUGUAACUUACACUAACCUGUGUUAAGCAUUCCAUUUUCUUAUGAGUUAUUGGUUAAUGCAAUUUGAAUACAGAGUUGGGUUUUAUGGAAUCAAUUUUUACCCAUUUAUUGCUCAACGCUCCUUUCAUCGUGUUUAUUAAGUAGGUGUGAACUUAACCAUUAAACUUGACGUUAAAGACAGUCAUUAUCCCGUUUGUAGCAUUUUAUUAUUUUUCGAUAGGAAACAUUAAACGGCUUUAUUGGCCGAUUCCAUGUUAUCCGAUAAUUGGAGGUCAACCACAUAUUGCCUGGUCCAUCUUCUCUUUUCUGGCGUUGGUAAACACUACUCAGAUAUGCCUAUAAUUUCAUGUAAAGCUGACCAGUGGUUGAAAUGAUUUUUUAAAUCUUUCAAAGUUUUAUAGUGUAAUAUGGAUAAAAACUUCUGCACAUAUUGUUUUCUGUAAUUCCAACAUGGCAGUUUCCAUUUUUAAUGUAAAUAUUAGUUUGGCGGGUCAACGACUAGGGUAUACAUUAUGCCUCUAGGCCUACGUACAGGUACCAUGGGCCGUUAAGCUCAUUUGCACAGAUUGCAUAAAGAUAGAUACAGGGCAAAGGAAAAAAAAACUUCGGCUAUCAAGGAUUUGUAACAUGUUACUUAUCCCCCAUCGGGGGAUUGGUAGAUUGGUAACAGUCCAUUGAAUGACAAUCGUAUGGGGUAUGUAUUGUGAAAGUUAGAUGCAAAACAUGACGUCAUCAACAUGGUUACGAUAAUGACACAAAAUAAGGGACAUUAAUUAAACAUCUCGUGAUGGUUUUCCCUGUAAAAGUUCCUGUGGUGAAUCAGUCAGUCACAUUUGCAGUGAUGUCAGCGAUUAACAAAAUGCUAUAUAUCUCUAUUUUUUCGACCUCUGCAAUGAAAAUGUCAAGCAGGUGAUGACUUUGAAUCAUGCGUCGUAAUCACCUGCAGUGUGCCGUACACUUUGAACCUAUAAUGAAUGAUUUGUGAAAUAUCAUAGUGUAAUCAUAUACAAUCACGCAGAAAUAAGUAACCGACUGACUAAAGGCAGGGUAGAUCUUGUGUAGAUCUUGAAUAAAAUACCGACAAGGUAAGGACAGGUACC